Molecule: messenger RNA, 1773 nt
Organism: Cercopithifilaria johnstoni
Lineage: Eukaryota; Metazoa; Nematoda; Chromadorea; Rhabditida; Onchocercidae
Source: the annotation of a GenBank genome assembly
AUGGAUGAAUCAGGAACAACUAUAAACAUGCCUGGCAUUGAAAUACAUGCUAGUUGUAUACAUAAAGAUGAUGAAAUGGAUCUUUUAUUGGCUACUAAAAAGUUGUCAAAUGAUAUGAAUGAAAAAUGUUGUGAUAUUAAAGAAGGUCGAAGAAUUGUAGAAACAACAAAAGAUGGUAACAAUAAAGGCGUAAGAAGGAAAUUUUUAUCGUACAGUUACGAAAAUCUGCUAUCGAAAUUUACAUCUCACAGCCUACAAGUUAGAAAUGAGCGGUCAUCCACAGCACGACCUUUUAUGCCAAUUGCUGGACAAAUACCAAUUGAAUUUGGCAAAUUAACAAUCCCGCACAUUUCUUGUGCUUCAUCCAAAUCUUGCAGAGGUUAUGGAAGUAUCCGUGUGAAGGUACAAGACGAAAAACUGCAAGAAAAAUCUGCUGAUAGUAAGAAUGAGAGUUUGGAUGACGAAAUUACGAAGCGUAAAAGCUAUAGCAACUAUGAAACAACAUUUGACAAAUUAUCAUCACUUACCACCAAGGAAUGGAUGACAAUUUGUAUGUUAUCAAUUGCAAAUCUUGGCAGUACCAGUGCUUACAGCUGUAUUGCACCUUUUUAUUCAAAUGAGGCAAAAAUCAAAGGUUUAAAAAGUUUCGAGAUAGGUGCAGUAUUCGGUGUCUUCGAAUUGAUAAUGUUUUUUGUUGCACCGCUAUUCGGCAAAUAUAUGAUUUUAAUUGGCUCAAAAAAGAUGUUUGUUUCCGGAAUUGGAAUUACUGGCAUCACUGUUGUACUUUUUGGAUUUUUGAAUUACAUCGAAUCGUCAUCUUUAUUUUUCUGGUCCUCAAUUGGCCUUCGAAUACUAGAAGCCUUUGGUGAUGCGGCUUUUGUCACAUCGUCAUUUUCAAUUGGUAUUAAAUGUUUUCCGGGACGAAUUGCACUUGUUAUUGGUGUACUGGAAACAUUCGUAGGUCUUGGUACUACAGCAGGUCCACUACUUGGUGGCAUAUUGUAUGAAAUUGGCGGUUUUCAAUUACCAUUUCUUGUAUUGGGAAUUAUUCUACUCUUUCUUGGAUUAUUAGCAUCUUUUUUGGUGGAAAAUAUGGAUGAUGAUGUAACAAUGGAUGGUAAAGGUAUGUUAGGUAUAUUAAAGAUACCAAUGUUAUGGAUUAUGAUUUAUGCAGUGAUUAUUUGUGCUAUAUCAUUAUCUUUUCUCGAUCCAACAUUAGCAGAUCACUUAGAAUCGUUCAAACUUACACCAUCCAUUGUCGGCUUAAUGUUUUUAUUAUCUGGUGGAAUUUAUACGAUAACAGCACCUCUCUGGAGUAUAAUUAUUGAUAAAUUUAACUGUGGCAAAAUGGUUAUAAUGUUUGGUUAUGUUGCAGUUGUGAUUAGUAUGAUUAUCAUUGGACCAUCACCUUUUCUGAAUGCUGAAAAAAACUUAGGCUGGAUAGAAGUUGCAUUGGGUGUGCUUGGUAUUUCAGCUAGUGCUUUGUAUAUUCCAACUUUUCAAAUGUCGAUUGAUGCAUUACGUGAAUAUGGGUACGAUGAAUCAUUGCAAACGUAUGGUUGUGUAACAGGCUUAUUUCAAUCUGCCUAUUCCUUUGGAUCAUUUGUUGGGCCAACAGUUGGUGGUUUAUGUGUCCAAUGGAUUGGUUUCCCGUGGACGACAACUAUCAUAGCUUUAUUAAAUGUUGUCUUCAUUAUUGCAAUUUCAUGUUUUUAUGCAACGUAUGGCAAGUUCGGUUUUUGUAAUCGACGGAAAUCAGAUCGCAAGUACUAA